Heterocephalus glaber (naked mole-rat) is the source of this 4793-nucleotide messenger RNA. It is a transcript of the gene Tacr1, whose product is annotated as tachykinin receptor 1. The record is from RefSeq and is a predicted model, not a curated record. Gene Ontology annotation, molecular function: substance P receptor activity. Gene Ontology annotation, cellular component: plasma membrane; sperm midpiece. NCBI's taxonomy places the organism in Eukaryota, Metazoa, Chordata, Mammalia, Rodentia, Bathyergidae. Gene Ontology annotation, biological process: G protein-coupled receptor signaling pathway; positive regulation of flagellated sperm motility.
GCUAACUCCUGAGCUGAGCAGCACGCAAGCCAAGAGGCGUCUGCGAGGCUGCAAGCGGCGCGGCGGCAGCGGCUUCUGCGAAAGCGAAGAAAAAAAUCUCCAGCUGAACACGAGGCCCCAGAUCCCGGCCACAGAAUCAGAACUUUCAAAGGUAGCGCUGUGACGGGCCCUCCUUGCCCGCCUAAGUUCUCAUGCAGCACAGGGAUUUGCCUUUCCCGCUGCAAGAAGAAGAUCUAGCGGCUGUAAACAGAAGCAGGUGCAGAAAGGCGGGUUCUCUUGCUUCCUAGAACAGGGGACCAGGGGAACUACUUUCCGCCUUUCAGUUUAACGCAGACGACACGCAGUCUCCAGAUUCUGAACUCAGACGUUUCCUGAAACUGAAAAGUGGAGGAAUUCAGAGCCACGAAGGUCAGGCAGACAGAGCAUCUAGAAGCAUUUAACCUCUAAGCGCCAAGUCAGCUUGCAAGGAGAAUUCUGCCCAGAAAGAGAUUUCUUCCUUCCUGUCUGGCUUAAGCAGGAUCCUGAGCCUCAAGUGCCUGCCACAGGAGGCUGCAAAGGGGGUGGUGGGUGCAGAAGGGAGGGCUUUGCCACAAACCUGUGAAAUGGAUAAUGUCCUCCCUGUGGACUCAGAUCUCUUCCCAAAUAUCUCCACCAACACCUCAGAACCCAACCAGUUCGUGCAGCCAGCCUGGCAAAUUGUCCUUUGGGCAGCUGCCUACACAGUCAUUGUGGUGACCUCCGUGGUGGGAAACGUGGUGGUGAUGUGGAUCAUCUUGGCCCACAAGAGAAUGAGGACAGUGACCAACUAUUUUCUGGUGAACCUGGCCUUCGCAGAGGCCUCCAUGGCUGCCUUCAAUACAGUAGUGAACUUCACCUACGCUGUCCACAACGAGUGGUACUAUGGCCUGUUCUACUGCAAGUUCCACAACUUCUUCCCCAUCGCAGCGGUCUUUGCCAGUAUCUACUCCAUGACAGCAGUGGCCUUCGAUAGGUACAUGGCCAUCAUCCACCCCCUGCAGCCCCGGCUAUCAUCCACAGCCACCAGAGUGGUCAUUUGUGUUAUCUGGGUCCUGGCCCUCCUGCUGGCCUUCCCCCAGGGCUACUACUCAACCACCGAGACCAUGCCUGGCCGAGUCGUGUGCAUGAUCGAGUGGCCUGAGCAUCCUGACAAGAUUUAUGAGAAAGUGUAUCACAUCUGUGUGACGGUGCUGAUCUACUUCCUCCCCCUGCUGGUGAUCGGCUAUGCCUACACAGUAGUGGGGAUCACACUGUGGGCCAGUGAGAUCCCCGGGGACUCCUCUGACCGGUACCACGAGCAAGUGUCUGCCAAGCGCAAGGUGGUCAAGAUGAUGAUCGUAGUGGUGUGCACCUUCGCCAUCUGCUGGCUUCCCUUCCACAUCUUCUUCCUCCUGCCCUACAUCAACCCAGAUCUCUACCUAAAGAAGUUUAUCCAGCAGGUCUACCUGGCCAUCAUGUGGCUGGCCAUGAGCUCCACUAUGUACAAUCCCAUCAUCUACUGCUGCCUCAAUGACAGGUUCCGCCUGGGCUUCAAGCAUGCCUUCCGGUGCUGCCCCUUCAUCAGCGCCGGUGACUAUGAAGGCCUUGAAAUGAAAUCCACCCGGUAUCUCCAGACCCAGGGUAGCAUGUACAAAGUCAGCCGCCUGGAAACCACCAUCUCCACAGUGGUUGGGGCCCAUGAGGAGGAUCCCGAGGAAGGCCCCAAGGCCACACCUUCAUCCCUGGACCUGACCUCCAAUGGCUCCUCACGCAGCAGCUCCAAGACCAUGACAGAGGGCUCCAGCUUCUACUCUAACAUGCUGUCCUAGGCAGCAGGCCCUCCAGCAGGUGCGGCCUUGGUCACCUCUGUCCUGCUUCAUUCAUGCAUGGAUACUUCCUUGAUUUGGAAACGUCAGAAACACCCUAACAUUGGAGCUUUUGGAAGGGUCAGAAUGGUUUAGAAAAAGCAUUCCAUCCUAAAAUUGAUCUAGGCCUGGGGAUUUAGCUCCGUGAUUCUGUCACCUGCCAUGUAAGCUCAAGGUCCAGAGUUCAAUCCCUGGUACAAAAAAAAAAAAAAAUCAAUCUGGAUUCAUCCAUGGCAUUGCCAUCCCCAUGCUGUGUGACCUAAAGCAAAUAAUUGAACUUCUCUAAGUUUGUAAAAUAAGGAGGUUGAACUAGAUUUUUUCUGUGAUUCAUUCCAUGAUUCUAGAAGUGACUUGGACAGCAUGUGGGUGCUUAUUUAAGGGUAAGUUCUGCAGCACAGUAACAGAUCCCAGAGAUCUGUUUGCCUGGAGCCUUUGUCUUAUUCAGUAAAGUCAUUCUCACCCAUCCUCAGAUUAGCUUCCUUCAGCUGGUGGUUCACAUUGCUCCAGCCUUCAAUAGACAGGGUGAACAAAAGAAUGUGCCACAUAAAAUCUGCAUGAAAGAUCUAACUUCAUCUUUUAAGCAUCCUUGAAAGAAAGAUAUAUGUCUGCCCCUAUUUAAUAUCUCAAUAUUUCAUUCAGUUCAUUUAAACAUGAUGGAAUUGAGAGCCUCAGGCUCUUCUGCAUUAUAUCCCCAGAGGCCACCCUGAACAAUCUGUGCUGGUAGAGUGUGUCUAUGGAUGCCAGCUAAUGUCUAUUCUGACCAAGAAUCAGGAGGCACUUGCCAGGCUUAAUCUAUCUGAGCCUCUGUCCUCAUGUAUAAAAUAGUGAGGCUGAACUAAAUCAUCUAAGUGUCCUCUAGAAUCUAAAUAUUCUAUGGUUCAAUGAUCCUAUACAUUUUUGUUUGUUUGUUUCACAAAAAAAUGGUAAUCAUAAAGUAGGAGCAGUGAUACCCAUCUCCUGGAGAUACAGCAACUGCUAAAACAUGUAAAUAUCCAUCUCAGACAUUCUCCCAUUUACCCUAAAACCCUGAGUACAUUCCUCCUCCCAAAAGAUCUUGGCCUUGAGUAGAGCAGAGGACUUCAUGACAAGGCCUGCAUCUCUCCAGCAGGCUUGUACAGGUAAACAACUUAAGAACACCACCGAGGAAGACCAGCAUGCAGGCUUCCUACUCUGGCUUCUCAGUAUCUUAGGACAGAGGCACUAACCCAGAUUCUUAUCUUUGUGCUAGCAUAACGCAUGGGCUCAGAAGCCUGUAGAGUGAAACUGCUACACCCUGGAACUGCACUUUUGGGAAGAGGCACCUUGCAUCUUCCCUCCGUCUCUGAGUGUCCUCUUCCUGUCCAAUAGCUCUGCUGGUCUUCUAUUUAUAAGGGGUAGAGUGACCCACCAACCCUAAAGAAUAGUCAGUCUGCCAACAUGAGCUGAAGGUUUCCUGUCCCAAUACACCUUUGGGGUCUCCAGCAAGUGAACAUGCAGUUUCUUUCUGUCUCCCAGAUCUGUGUCUGAUCCUGAUGCGGUCAAAAGCAAAGGCUUCAUAUAGUAUCUAUGAAUUUCCUCCUUGUGGUUUGAAUAUUGGAUGCAUGCAAGGGGAGAACAAUGCCACGAUGUGGCAAUGUGGUAGAGGUUUGCAGCCUCUACCAUCCCAGCUGUUUCUAACCGUGCAAGAGAAUCACACACCGAGGAGAAGGUGUAUAAAAAUACUAUAUGCCAGAAAAAAAAAAAAGCUUUGAGGAUCAUUUUCUUCAAAGCAGUAUGGGAUGUAUCAAAUAAACAAAGGAAAGCCAGACUGAUGCAGAUCUAUAAUUGGAAAACUAAAUUUAAAGGCAACAAAAUUCCAUGCCCAAAGUGUUAGUCACACUUCCAAUAGAGAAUUGUGCCUUAUGUGGAUGUUGAGAAUCGACACGAUCCUGAGAGGAACUCAAAAAGAAGCUAUACAGAGGUGGAGACAUCCCAUCUACAGAGAAGAAGGUUAGAGUUGAAUUUAACAAGUAUUCACUAAGCCCCUGCUCUAGACUGAGGCCUGAGCAAGGGACACACAACUCCCGCCACUGUGGACAAGCUCACUGGACCUGCCACUCCUAACUUACUGGUCCUAGUGAAUCCAGCUUCCUAGCAGGGAUGAAGGCAUCUGAGAAGCAGAUUCUUCCCAGGAUAAUGAGCUCAAAGAUUGAUCUGUUCUGCGAGUCCUUGCAGUGAGAGUUCACUGAGACACUCCAGAGGGAGCCACCAGUCAGUCCAAUGGACCUAAAGGGAUAUAGAUGAACAGCGUCAUCAUUGUGCAUAAUAACAGGGUGUGUGGAAUGGUUCUGAGCAGCUUUGAAUGCAGAAAAACAUCAGAGAGUGCCAGCAAGCCUUCUAUUGCCCAACAUCCAUUUAAUUUAUAAAAAUGCUGUCAGGUCUCAGUGUAUGAGGAAUACCAUGAUUUGCACUGUGCAUGGAUCUCAUUCUUAGUAUAGAGUUGUAUUACCUGUGUUUAUCUCUUCUGUAUGUUUCCUUGAUGUAGUGUCCAAUAGUAAUAGAAUGGGAGACAUCAUGGGGCCAUCUUUGUUCUAUUACUUCCAAAGUCUGGAAUCCAGUUGCUGUCAAUGUGUUGUGUUGUGGCAAUCUCCUCUCCAUCAUUGUUCUUUCUUGGGAAGGAGCUCUGAUUUAUAUCAUGUACUCACAGUAAUUGGGGGGUGUUGAGGGGAUUUUAUAGAAGGAACUAGAGAACAAGAGCCUUUGUCCUCCUCAACCCCUGCCAGAAUGCUAAGACCCAGGACUUAGUGGAAUCCUGGGAAAAAGGGAUCAAUAGCUCACUUCAUUGGCCUGAUUUUAGGAGAGAUAAAUGGAGAGGGGCCAUUCCUGACGCCUCUAUGUUUUUCAGCCUGAGAUCUUAGAAAGAAUCUCUGUACAGAAAUAAAGUAUGUUUUUCACCAUCUCGUGCCUUUGUCU